CCAAACACAUUUGUUGUAGGCUUUGAAGCAGCGUCGUCUCCGGCAGUGGCUUAGGGUUUCGGUCGCGGAGAAGCCGAGUUUGUUUUCCAUUCACAAUGACAGAAGCGAACGCGGGUCCUGAAACCCCUCAGAACAACACCAUCUACAUCAACAACCUUAAUGAAAAGAUUAAGAUUGAAGAGUUGAAGAAAUCUUUGCACGCUGUUUUCAGUCAGUUCGGGAAGAUACUUGAGGUGUUCGCUGCCAAGACGCUCAAGCACAAGGGUCAAGCUUGGGUGGUCUUUGAAGAUCUCUCUUCUGCUUCCAAUGCACUUAGGCAAAUGCAAGGUUUCCCCUUCUAUGACAAGCCCAUGAGAAUACAGUAUGCAAAGGCUAAAUCUGAUAUCAUAGCAAAAGCGGAUGGUACUUUUGUUCCUAGGGAAAAACGUAAGAGGCAUGAGGACAAAGGCAACAAAAAACGGAAGGACCAAAAUGAUGCUAAUUUAGCUGGGAUGGGUCUUAAUCCUGCUUAUCCUGGUGCUUAUGGUGCAACACCUAUACCUUAUCCAGGUGGUUUAAAAUCUAUGGUACCUGAGGCUCCUGCGCCUCCCAAUAAUAUUCUCUUCAUUCAGAAUCUUCCCAAUGAGACAACUCCCAUGAUGCUGCAAAUGCUCUUUCUUCAAUAUCCUGGAUUCAAGGAAGUUAGAAUGGUUGAAACAAAGCCAGGUAUUGCCUUUGUGGAAUAUGGAGAUGAGAUGCAAUCCACAGUGGCCAUGCAGGCCCUGCAAGGUUUCAAGAUAACCCCACAAAACCCUAUGUUGAUAACUUAUGCCAAGAAAUAGAUAGAGGUUUCUUCAACUUAUGGUACGAGAAGGGCAGGAAUCAUAUAUCUUCGACAAUUUUUAAUCUAUCUAAUGUAAUGGUGUAUCGUCUUUAUUGGUGUUUACCCGUAGCAGCUUUGAUUUGUGUAAUGGUUACAGUUUAGAAAAUAACUUUCACAUUUUUAUAAAAAAAUCUGUAUUUAAUUCAUUACUAA
Molecule: messenger RNA, 1015 nt
Organism: Lotus japonicus
Lineage: Eukaryota; Viridiplantae; Streptophyta; Magnoliopsida; Fabales; Fabaceae
Product: U1 small nuclear ribonucleoprotein A
Exons: 5
Coding region: 96-821 (241 amino acids)
Biological process (GO): mRNA splicing, via spliceosome
Cellular component (GO): U1 snRNP
Molecular function (GO): U1 snRNA binding
Source: RefSeq, a predicted model, not a curated record